Messenger RNA from Pimephales promelas (fathead minnow), 2539 nucleotides. It is a transcript of the gene b4galt7, whose product is annotated as beta-1,4-galactosyltransferase 7. Gene Ontology annotation, cellular component: Golgi apparatus. The record is from RefSeq and is a predicted model, not a curated record. Gene Ontology annotation, molecular function: xylosylprotein 4-beta-galactosyltransferase activity. Gene Ontology annotation, biological process: carbohydrate metabolic process; proteoglycan biosynthetic process. NCBI's taxonomy places the organism in Eukaryota, Metazoa, Chordata, Actinopteri, Cypriniformes, Leuciscidae.
UCAGAUUUCCACUGUCUAUUGGUGACCUUCGGUAUGUGCAUACAACUGUAAAAAAAUCGCAAUAUGUACCAUAUCUCUAAAUUAAUAUACCUGUGGUCAGAAAAUCCUAGGAACUUUAUUCCGUACACUGUUUCCAGAGGAAUAUUUUAAAGACGGACGAUUCCAGCCAGCGUGUAAUUUUUUUCUUUUGUCACCGUUCUCAGUUAAGUUUUUGAACGUUUAGCGUCAAUGAUGCGGCGUAUUAAGUAAGGUCAAAUUAUAUAACGUUAACGUUAGUAUGUUAGGUGGCUUGUAACACGUGUCGUCCUAAAACCAUCACGCUCGUGCGCGUUUUAUUUGUCGUACCGUUAGGAGUAACGUGUAACUGAACUCACGAAAUGCUCUAAAUCAGACAUAACGAGGAUGAAUUAGGUUUAUAGAUUGAGAUAGAGUGAUUGCCCUUGCGCCUACUAUGCAAGAGAACCUUAAACAGACAACUAGGAAGAAUGCGGUUUAAAGUUUUAGAUCAUUCAUGAUGGAAAGAGAUAUUAUGCACUAUUGCAAACGAGAAAUUAGAUUUUAACAUGUAGACGUCAUAAGGCUGUAUCAGUGUAUCAUAUUGCGAUCUGCUUGUCUACUUCAUGCGUGGUACAGUGUUGCACUGACUGACACAAAGAUGAUGUAUUCUUCACGAAGAAAACCUGUGCUGUAUUUCAAAGAUGAUAGAAGAAGCUGUUUCAUGUGUUUCAAAAUUUCAAGAAGUGAAAGUCAAAGGAUGCAGCGCCAUGAAGAGGUUCAUUUUCUGUCGAGGAAAUGCACCGUCUGGAAGCUCUUCGGGUUCUGCAUGGUGUUUGUUUUGGGGUCCCUUCUUUGGGUGCAGCUGACUUGUUCUGGAGACAUGAACCAGACUGUUGGAUACAGCCACCUCCCUCAUCAGCCCUGUCCCAUAGAGAGACAGUCAUCUUCUGCUGAUGACCCCUCCUGGGGCCCUCACAAAAUGGCCCUCAUCGUGCCAUUCAGAGAGCGCUUUGAAGAGCUGCUAAUAUUCGUCCCUUACAUGCAUGCUUUCCUCAACAAAAAGAAAAUACGGCAUAACAUAUUUAUUAUAAACCAAGUGGAUCGCUUUCGGUUCAAUCGUGCCUCUCUUAUUAAUGUUGGCUAUAUGGAAAGUGGUAAUGACACGGACUACAUUGCAAUGCAUGAUGUGGACUUGUUGCCCCAAAAUGAGGAUCUGGAUUAUGGAUUCCCAGAGGAGGGGCCCUUCCAUGUGGCCUCACCAGAGCUCCAUCCGUUAUAUCAUUAUAAGACGUAUGUGGGAGGGAUCCUGCUGCUUACCAAGAAACAUUAUCAAAUGUGCAAUGGGAUGUCAAAUCGCUUUUGGGGAUGGGGAAGAGAAGAUGAUGAGUUUUUCAGAAGACUAAAAACGGCUAAACUCGAGCUUUUUAGGCCAACGGGUAUUACUACAGGAACUAAAACAUUUAGACACAUCCAUGAUCCAGCCUGGAGGAAGAGAGACCAGAAGCGGAUCGCUGCACAAAAGCAGGAGCAGUUUAAGGUGGACCCCGAGGGUGGCCUCACCAACCUCCGCUACAAGGUGGAGUCCAGAAAGGAAGUGACCAUCAGUGGAGCUCCAUGCACCGUCAUCAGCGUCGUCCUAGAGUGUGACCUCAGCCAGACCCCAUGGUGCCAGUCCAGCUAAAGUGCUUGAGCAGGACCUGUAAAUCCAGAGUGAUGCGCAUUCUGGUGGCAGGAAAGCUUUCACAGAUUAUUAGUGCCAGUCACUAUGUGAUCGCCGAACCAAAAGGACUUGAAUAUGUAACGGUGGGGAAAGAACUUUUCUCUGAGGAUUUAUUUUUAUUGAACAGUGUUGUUGACUUCAUCCAUGAUGAAGUGCUGCCUCGUUUUUUAAUUGAUCUUUGGACCAAUGUCAGGUACUACACUGAGUUUGCAUCAUCAACUUUGCAAAUACGAGCAUCCAAAUGUCCGUUUUUUUUUUUUUAACGAGUUUAUAAUAUUUUAGUUGUAGCGGUGGACUGUUUUGGACUGUUUCUCUUAGUGCAAUUGUGAGUAUUUGCUCAGCCCUGUCUUGACAAAAUUGUUACUUUUUUGCUUGAAUUCAAAAUCAUGUCUUGAGAAGGACAAUAUUAUAUAUACAUGAAAUGGGUUUAAGGGUACUUUGAUUGUAUUUGCACAAUAUUCAGUAUUUAUAUAUAAAAACAAAUGUUUCCUAAUUUCGAGUCUUUUUACCUUUGCCCCAUGUUUCAGGACGCAUGGGAUGCUGUUACAACGUACACUCACAGGAUUAUGUAGAGACGUAAUGACCUGGAGGCAUGAAGCUAUAUUCCCCCCCGAAAAAAACAGCUUUUGGUGCAAAUGUUAAUACAAUUCAGACACCACAUACUUGUUUUCAUUAGCGAUGCCUGAACAUAAACUGUGACCUGAGUACUCUGUCCAGACUAAAAUGCAUUAUUGUGCCUGUGGCAACAAACUGCUACACAACUGACAGAACAUGUGUGCCAAAAAAAUAAAGAAAAUAUGACUCAACAAUUACUUUGUCUUU